AUGCGCGUCACGACCCUUCUCUCGUCCCUCGCAGCCAUAACCACCCUCGCCCUUGCUGUCGAGCAGGUCAUUAUCAAGAACCAUCUUGCCGUUCCCGUCUGGUACACUACAGUCGACCAGACUGGCUACCGCAGCGAAACCUUUUACAUAGGCGCCCACGACGAGGCGUCCUUAGACCAGAGCGACAGACCAGGCGUUGCUGUCAAGAUCACCCCCGAUCGGGUCGACAUCGAUACGCCAGGUAAGGGCGUCCUCAUCCUUGCCUACAAUAAGCACCCCGACGGCUGGAUUUACUACGAUUUGAGUGCCCACAAUUACUUCCCGUUUGCGGGCUCCAAAACUAAGCUCGGCGGUCCGGGCAGCGAUAACGAUUGGAACGAUGGGCAGAAGCACGACCCGCAUACAGUUGGGUAUCAGGGGCACGGUGAUUUGUAUCUUGAUAUUGGCUACUAG
Messenger RNA from Didymosphaeria variabile, 453 nucleotides. RefSeq lists its product as uncharacterized. The record is from RefSeq and is a predicted model, not a curated record. Bases 1 to 453 code for a protein of 150 amino acids. NCBI's taxonomy places the organism in Eukaryota, Fungi, Ascomycota, Dothideomycetes, Pleosporales, Didymosphaeriaceae. The transcript has a single exon.